Molecule: messenger RNA, 1283 nt
Organism: Psammomys obesus (fat sand rat)
Lineage: Eukaryota; Metazoa; Chordata; Mammalia; Rodentia; Muridae
Product: E3 ubiquitin-protein ligase RNF113A
Exons: 1
Coding region: 50-1060 (336 amino acids)
Biological process (GO): snoRNA splicing
Cellular component (GO): U2-type spliceosomal complex
Molecular function (GO): metal ion binding
Source: RefSeq, a predicted model, not a curated record
CACCCUUCCCGCCGCCCCUGCCGGCAGCCGUUUCGGUCCAGAGUCGAAGAUGGCAGAAGAAAUUUCUCAGGGAAAGUCGGCGGGCCAGGUGUGCACCUUCUUCAAAAAGCCCGGGCGGAAAGGGAACGCUGGCCGCCGGAAGCGCCCGGCGUGCGACCCGGACUCGGGGGAAAGCGGAAGCAGCAGCGAUGAAGGCUGCACGGUUGUGCGGCCGGAGAAGAAGCGGGCCACCCACAAUCCAAUGAUCCAGAAGACGAGCGGCAGCGGCAAACAGAAGGCGGCCUACUACGAUGUGAGCGGCGAAGAGGAGGAGAAGACGGAGAAUGAGAGUUUGGGCGUGGUUUACAAGUCCACGCGCUCCGCGAAACCGGUGGGGCCGGAGGAUAUGGGGGCAACGGCAGUCUACGAGCUGGACACAGAGAAGGAGAGAGACGCACAGGCCAUCUUUGAGCGCAGCCAGAAAAUCCAGGAGGAGCUGAGAGGCAAGGAAGAUGACAAAAUCUAUCGUGGAAUCAAUAAUUACCAGAAAUACAUGAAGCCCAAGGAUACGUCCAUGGGCAAUGCCUCCUCUGGCAUGGUGAGGAAGGGCCCCAUCCGAGCCCCCGAACAUUUACGUGCCACCGUGCGCUGGGAUUACCAGCCGGACAUUUGUAAAGACUACAAGGAAACUGGCUUCUGUGGCUUUGGAGACAGCUGCAAAUUCCUCCAUGACCGUUCGGAUUACAAGCACGGCUGGCAGAUAGAACGUGAGCUUGAUGAGGGCCGUUACGGUGUGUAUGACGACGAAAACUACGAAGUAGAAAGUGAUGAUGAAGAAAUACCUUUCAAGUGUUUCAUCUGUCGCCAAACCUUCCAAAAUCCGGUUGUCACCAAGUGUAAACAUUAUUUCUGUGAGACCUGUGCACUGCAGCAUUUCCGUACCACUCCACGUUGCUAUGUUUGUGAGCAGCAGACCCAUGGGGUUUUCAACCCUGCGAAAGAACUGAUUGCUAAACUGGAGAAGUAUCGAACAACAGAGGGUGGUUCUUCCAACACCCCAGAAGACCCUGAUGGGGUCUGAUUGUCCAUAAUUGUCAAGUCUCAAAGUACUUUUUGUUUUGGUCACCAACGCAACCAUAAUUGAAGGAAUGUUAAGUUUUCUAGGAAGAAUAUCUAAAUUUUGUUUUAUAUGACAAUGCUGCAGAUGGGAUCAAUACAGUUAACUCAUGGAACUCUUAGACUGCCUGCCCAUCCUGUGUAUAGCUAUACAUUCUGAGUCCAAAUAAAUGUGAUUUUUUUUCUGA